Messenger RNA from Pelobates cultripes (western spadefoot toad), 38858 nucleotides. The record is from the annotation of a GenBank genome assembly. NCBI's taxonomy places the organism in Eukaryota, Metazoa, Chordata, Amphibia, Anura, Pelobatidae.
AUGGCCCGCCUCACUCAGCUCUCAGUGAGGCGCCUGCCUGCCCGCCUCAACCCAGCGUGAGCCGACUGCCCGCCUCUAAUCUCUGGCAGCCGGUCACCUCAGAUGCUGAGCAGGCUCACAGAUCCCAGGCGCCAGGACAAAUUUCCUGCUCGCCAUUGCGACCUGGCGCAUGGGAUUUGUCAAGCCCUGGUUUAAAGUCCUUGCACUCAGGCCAGGUGCUUAAAGCAAGCUGUGAUUUUUCCAAAAAGUAAAAAAAAGGGUAGCGCUCACAGACAUUUCUUUAAAAUAACAAAUUUCUCCUUUAUUUAAUCUUGGAAAGGUUCACAAAGCUGUGUGAUGAGUCAUAUUGGUCCUGGGACUUUCCUCAGAACCCAAAAAGAUGUUCAGGCUAAGAAUGCCAUUUACAUAGUAAAGCAUGAUUAAGAACCACUUGCUCCAAAGUAAAUUGUGGUGUGCUCUGUAUAUGUAUGUAUGUAUGUAUGUAUGUAUGUGUGUGUGUGUGUGUGUGUGUGUGUGUAUGUAUACACUGCCCUAACAUAUGCAAUUUUUGUAUGGCCCCAUAUCCUCUUUCUUCUUUUUGUAUUGUUUUUCAAGCAUACCCUGUUGUUAUUAUUACAUAAUACCAUCCAAUGUAAAAAAUUAAGAACACACUAUAGAGCUUUAGGGUGACAGAACAUGUUUUCUGUAAUGCCCCAAAUGCACCUAUUCCUGGCUGCACCUUACAUAACUUGAUCCUCAGAGUAGUGUAGUUAUAAGGGUUUUUUCAGAUUUGGAACAGUUUGUACAGUGUACUUUAUAGAAGCAGGUGGAUCCCAGAAAUCAAGACAGGGAGUUGUAACAUAUACAUGUUGUACAAGCUGAAUUGUACUUGGCAGAAUUUCAGAGGUCAAUAUAAAAUGAAUUACCUGCCUACUUCUAUUACCUAAUCUCUGUAAUCUACUCACCACAAUACCGCAAUAAACAAGUCUAGUACAAAAAUCUAAAUCCUAAGAGUUUUGUGCUCUGACUUUUUUUUUUAUUUUUAUUUUUUUUUAAAUUUAUUAAAGUAUCUAUCAUGUAAUGUCUGAAAGCAAGGGGUGUGUGAUGUGGAAUUUAUAUCAACUAACACCCAGGGCUAGCAGUUUCUCUAUUCUUUCAGCCCUGCCGCAGACAAGUAUUGGUGCAGUGGUAGGACUUUCCACUGGGGAGGGCCACAGAGGACUGCCAGGCAUGGGGAGGUGCGAGGACCAGCAGCUGCUCUGAGCUUAUGGCAGGCGGGAUACAGCAUGACCUUGUAUGCCGGUGGCCUGGCACUCUGUGCACUGAGUAAAGGAAAGUCAGAGGCAAUCUUCAGACAGACUGCCAGAUUAUGGCAGUGUGAGUUAGUGUGUUUGAGUAUGGAGUAUGUGUUUAUGGGUAUGCAUGUUAGCAUGUGUCUCAGAAUUACAGUGUGCGGGUUAGUGAUUGUGUAUUGUGUGACAAAAAGUAUAUUGUGUGUGUGUGUGUGUGUGUGUUGGUUAGUGAGGACAAUGUUUGACUAAACAAAUUCAACAAUUUUUAUACUGUAUGUAUUUAUACAUAAUAAAAAAUUAUACAUGUGGAUUAUAUUGGUAUUUACGUUUGUAUGUUAUAAGCAUCGCUUAUACAUGCAUAAAACAUUCUAAUUGUAGAGAAUAAAAUUCUGAAUCUCAUUACUUUUAAAAUACAUCCAUUAUAUGCAGCCGGCACACACUAUAAGAAGAGAAAAGAAGUCGCGCCAGUGGUUCAACUGGUACACUAGAGACGGGGGGGUAACCCCAAAUUAGAAACUCAUAUGGGUGAACAAAGAGUAGUGUACCAACGGGAACUGGGAUGAAUAAUACUUUACAUAGAGUGGCAGCUAACUUUUCAGUGAAAAGAAGAAAAUAUUUUUAGUAAAAUAUAUUAAAAUUCUCCUGUUAUGUAUAUUCCUAUUGCUAUGUGACUCUCACCUCUUGCUGAAUUUCACUGUUACGUGUGCAAGGUGAUAUCAAUACCAGAUUUUUGACUAAUCAUACAGAAUGAUCCCUCAACAUCUUGUUUUGAUACUUGCCUAGUUGCUACCAACCAGUAUGAAAGGCAGCUAGCAAGUUGCUAUCCAUAUAUUACUGCAAUAAGCAGUUUUUGCUUUAUUGAGCCUAACCUUACAUGAAUAGCAGAACUUUGUUACCAUAAUAGCUGGUUGCAUUCACUAGAUAUUGCAUUUACCUGUUGGUUCACUCACUUAUUGUACCCGAGCACCACUGUAUACAAUUAGUUCCUCAUUUGAUUAUUUAAUAAAAUGUAUUUUUUCUUUUAACUGUUCCAGGUCUGGAAGUUGGCUUCCAGAUCUGGAAGUUGGCUGGCUCUCUAUUUAGAGUAUAUUACAUACCAGUUCCCGUUGGUACACUACUCUUUGUUAACCCAUAUGAGCACACCCACUAUGACAAAUGGAGAGACUACACCCAGGGUAAUUCACAAAACUUGGAAUCUCUGCAAAAUAAAUCUAAAUGGCAAAAGUGAAGCAAAAAUACCCUUGUUCUAACUAUAGCAAAGUUUGAGACUAUUUCCAAAGCAAUGGUUUUUGCCUCCAUUUUUCCAUUCAGAUUAAAUUAGCAAAUAGGCCUGUCAGUGUCCAUGGCUCUAGGCAAGGGCCCCCUAUCUUUGAUAUUAUCUUGUAUCCGGACAAGUAGGUUGUCCUGACUGACUAGUAGAUUGGGCUACCACUUUAGUCUCUUGAACAAAUAGAUUUAUUUUUAUUUCCACUUUCCUGGCGUAACAAGGUUCAUUCAUAAAAAUGCCAAUUGCUCUUGACAUCUGCACUUUUUGGAAAAUGGAAAAAGAACAUACUCUGUUCACACAUAAAGCACUUCAUGAAGUGUUAGAUGUUUGGAAUGUUCUUUUAAAGUGUUAUUGUCUUUUUCUUUAUCUUGUUAAAACAUGAAAUAUCAAGGUAUAAAAAUGUGAGCUUUUUGAGUUUUAACUUACUAAUCGGGCCUAAAAUUUUUUAGCCAUAAAUGCUCAUGAAGCACGUCUUUUGUCCCCACAAUAGACUGUCAGUUUAUGUAAUCACCUGGAUGUAUUUACAAAGAGUGUCAGUGAAUUUGUAUCCGGAUGUAUGUGCCCUUUUCCCAACUGCAUGUCUGUUACCCAGUUAUUUAAAUUCACAAAUAACUUGGUUAGGGGCUGUGACAAAUGGAAAAAUGGUCUCUGUUACAGGGGGGACUAGAAGUGGGUGCUCCUUCCCCUGCUGCUCUGUUCGAUAUACCAGCUCGUCUCUCUCUACCAGUUUUCUCUUUUGGCUCACUCCUAUUCUGCCUAACCCGCAUUCUUUCUCACUGCCAUUUACUUUGCCUGCAGAUGGGUCACCUCGUACAUGAUUUCUGACAGCAUUGGACAUUAACAAUGACCUGUACUUAGUACUGAUCUCAGGGCACCUUUACAGUGCAUCCUAAUGUAAUAGUAGGAGCCAGAGUGUGUGAGACAUCACUACAUUGCGAGAAACCCGCAAUCGUUUGGUGUUAAAUAUUUGCUGUAACUAGUGUCUACUAUUGUGUGAGCUAAGCAUCUAUUGGCACACCUUAAAUUCUCGGUGUGUUACUUGCCUUGUCUCAUGCAAUGCUUAGUGACAAGGGGGUCCUUGGCAACUAACCUUCUUCCCAGAAUUACUUUGUCCCCAUUAAUUUUCCUAACCUGUGCCGCUUGCACCUCAUAAAUCCGCUAGCAUCUUAUCUAGUCUUAGGGCCCUUUCUAGCUUUUUUUUUUUUAUUCUCUCCUCCAUUCUGAGAGACUAUAAAGAGUAGAUAUGAGACUUUUUUUUUCUUUUUUUUUAAAAUCACAUUUAUAUUUAAAAUGUAUAAUUUAGCAAUCCAUAUUUCUUUCAAACGUAAGCAUUACAAAAGUUAUUUAAAGUUACUUUUUGUUUACAAAAGCCUUAGUAUGGUCACCUCAUUUCUAGCAGUUGGGUUUAAACAUUGUUCUGAAACGUUGUUGCAACUAAUAAAUCUCUGAUCUGUUGAAACAUUAUUUAGUAGUAUUGUGAUAUUUUAAUUGGGGAAUUUGAUCUUUUGCAUACAAAGAGUUUACCCUUAAAAUAGGGAAUGGUUGCUAGUUACUGUAGUGUACUUUUCUGGUCGUGUUUUGUAAGCGUGCAUUACUGUAAAUAACACCCUGGGUUAUAACAGACUGUACUGUGUAGAGUUGUUUCCCUGUUCUACAUCAGGGAAGGUGUGUCUGUACACGUGUGUGUGUUUUAGGCAUGACCUAGUACAGUGAUCACACUUCUUUCCAUGUGAAAUCUCAUUGUUCUUGUAUGCAACCUUAUAGUAACAAAAAUGGUUGUUUUUGUUUUGAUUUGCUGGAAACCCUCUACAUUUUGUCUUUGGAUAUUGCCAUAUGGAUUACAUUAAUUGGAUAUAGGUGCUGGAGACAGAUUAUUAGCCUAUGGUUCUCAGCAAUUUAGUGUCAUCCAGAUUGCAAUUGGAAUGUGGAAGUGCUUAAAAGGACACUCUGCACACAAAAACCCUUUCACCUUACUGAAGUGGCUUUAGUGCAAAAAUGUCCCUUUACUUGGACAAUUUAAAACCUUUGCAUUUUUAUUUUUAUUAUUUUUGAACCUGCAAUGUUUACAUAUAUUUGAGAACAUAAAUUUAGUUGUUCAGCACUGUGGAAUAUGUUGUCGCUUUGUAAAUGCCAGUAAUGGAUAACCGAUAAAUAGUGGCUGUUGGACACCUCCUGUGGGGGCACUGCCUCCUUAUGACUUUUUUCAUUUUCUUGGAGCUCUUUAUUUCUGUCAUCACACAGAUCAUGAUGAUGCCAAACACAUCCAUUGCACUUGAUUGGCAGAGAUUGCCGUACAUGUACCCUAUAUCCCCAGUGUUUCUGUUAGAAGUUAUGGGUUGGACAAAAGUCAUCAGUGUGUACUCCAAAACUUAUUUCUACUGGAUUCUAGCAUACUUUUCGUCUAAUCCACAUGUUUUUAUGUUCUCCUUUUUUGACAUCCAGAUUACAAAUGUAAAAAAAUAGCAUAUUGUGUCUGAAACGUUGUAACAAUUUUAAGUAGUCCUACAAUGAUACAAAAUGUCACCAUCCUUAACAUGUCCUUCUGAUUCUUUUAGGUCUACUCCCGCACCAGCAGGCUCCAGCGAUGUGGCGUCCAGUAAUCGUCGUCUGCAACAGACACAAGCUCAAGUUAAUGAGGUCAUCCGGUUUCCAUGAAUUAAAUUUUAAGUUUAUUUUUUUCCCUUUUAGUUGUAACAUUGACCCAAUUCGCUCCAUUAAAUGUAAAAGGUUGUUUUUUUGUUCUUUGUUUUUUCACCUGUGAGAUUGAACAUGUGCCAAAAAAUAAAUAAAUAAGGAAGACUACAGGAUUUUACAACAUGACUUUGAUUAAAAUGUUCCUGUCCUUAAAUUCAGAAAACAAAAACAAGGGAUUCAAGUUCAUCCAUAAUAUAUCUGGGUGCUAAACAAAGAUAUAUUAUGAUAUAUAUUAUAUAUUUUUUUAUUUUUUUUUGUGAUAACAGAAUUAAUUUGUCUGAUAUUUUGUUUUUUUGGGUUAAAUGCCAUGUCAGAAGACUACUAGCAUCACCACUCUGCAAGCAUCUUCAUGGCAGCGCUGAAAGACCUACUUCUAAACAAAUGCUCUAUUUAUCCCAGUUCAUUCAAACCCCAGGUUUAUCAGAAAGCUCAAUUGGCUUCCGCCGCAGCUCUAUUUUUGGCUUUUGUCACAAACGCGGCAUAAAUUUUUCAUGUCGAUUUUGUGAAUGACUUUAAAUUAAAUCUAUGUGGUUUGUUUGGUUCUUGCUUUAAAAAUAACAUUUCUGUCCUGCUGCGUAAUUUACUAUUUUCUCUAAAGGCUUGUGUUUGUAUGUUUGUAGUUUCAUUGUACUGAUUUAAUAAUUGUGAAAUGUUCCUCCCCUUCUUUGGUGUGUGUGUGUGUAUGUGUGUGUGUAUGUAUAUGUGUGUAUGUAUAUAUUUGUGCUCGGAAUUUAAAUACGUAGUGGAUAGUAUCUGUGAGCAAAGUUGGUUGUGGUGUGCCGAAACCAACGUACGAGUGGGCCUGUAAAUAAAAGAGGGCAAAAGAUAAAUUUGAGAAAAUACACACUUUAUUGCAUUUUACAAGACCAAGUUCCUGAAAGCUUGGCGAAGCUCUUUCUCCGGUUGCGGAAUGUAUGCAUUAUAUAUGGAGGAUUUCCAUCGCCCCAGCCUUUUGAUGAUGUGGACCGGUGCGUUUGUGCUAGAGGCUGCUGAGGCGGCUCCUAUACGGAAGGAGUGCCCGGAGAAUGCAGCAGGGUUGUGUCCGAGCUUAGAUAACAGGGUUCUGACAUGUAACAUAAAUUUUGCCGUGGUAAGCGGGUGCCCUUGUAAUGUUAAGAGCAGAGAGUCUGGCAGGUGAGCGUGAAGAGUUGACCGUAGUUGGUCUAGAACUUUCACCGGACACCAGGCAUUAUCAGUAGGGAAGAGCGGAAUUAUUGUAGGGUGUAGUGACCGGUUGGUUUUAGUGGUAGGGAUAGAAAGUAGGUAGUGAUCCUCUAUCUUGGUGAGGUGUGAAGUUUUAAGGCUUAGCACGAUAUCUCCUUGACAAACCACGGUGAACUCUCUAGGUCUGAGAAAACCAUAGAAAGCGAGAUAUAUAGCAGAUUUGAUCACCGUAUUGGUGUUGCUAUCGAAUGGGGCUGUGUCAAGGAGAUUGCUAAGUGACCUGAAGAUAGGCCCAUCUAUAAGUAAUCUAGUGCUUGAGAGAACCUUUGAUAUACCUUUCAAGACCUUUUUAAUGGGGUAUGAUGACAAAAAAGGAGUGCUGUUAGGAAAACUGGUGAGGCUGUGGUGCUGAACCCCGGUGAGGUAAAGUUUAAUGGUGUUGUGCGACAGUUUAAGGUGUAGGUGGCAGAAAGAGGCAAAAGUCCCCAUGGUUUGGAUAGAAAAGUCACCUUGUAGACCGAAUUCUGCAGUGAAUUUGUUAAAUAUGUUAAGUGCCCUAUUGUAAGUGAUAGCAGUGUUGGGUGAUUAAUGCUUGGUGAGUGAGUGAUCUAGCGUGAAGCAAGAGUGUGCUUAAUCCCAGAUUAGUUUGUGAAACCGUGGUGUCCUGGAUGGCUGUUGGUGAGCCGUUGGGAGUGCCUGAGAAUUCCUGGAAUGCCUGGAAUUGAGAACGAGAGAGCGUCAGCGGCCGUGUUGUGAAUACCCGGGAUGUGAGAACAUACUAAGUGAAACUGACCGGAUGCUGCCAGCCAGGUCAACUUGCGAAUCAGCCGCAUGAUGGUCAGGGAUGAUGAGCGCCCUUUGUUAACGAUUUCGCAAGCUGCUGAGUUAUCUGAGUAGCAUUUUACUGCCUUGCCGGACCAGAGAUGACCCCAGGUGUGUGCGGCCGCCACAAUGGGGUAAAUUUCAAAUAGGGCUGAGGUCUCCCUGAAUCCUGGCAAGGCAUCCGUCUCAGUGGGCCAGUGGCCCCUAAACCAGUGGUUCCCAAAAAUGGCUGCGAAACCGGUGUUGGCUGCUGCGUCUGUGUGGAUGAUGGGUGAAGAGGUGGAGAGAGGGGGAUAAACAUGGAGAUACCAUUCCAGUCUUUCAAAAACUUCCCCCACAUAGCUAAGUCAGCCUUGGCGUGGGGGUCCAAAGAAACUGUGCCGGAGUCUGGGACUCCGUGGAGCAGGCAAAGAAGUCUGGAUAUGAAAGACCUUCUCUGCGGAAUGAUGCGCAUGGCGAAGUUCAGAGAUCCAAGAAGGGACUGAAGUUCUCUCCUGGUGCAAACAUCAUUCCGCAGGAACAUGUCUAUCUCCCCUCUCAAUCGUGAUAGUUUGUCGUGGGGAAGGCUAGUUCUGAGUUUGACAGUCGAGCUCUAUGCCUAAAAAAGUCAACUUUGUUGUGGGUCCUAUAGUUUUGGCUGGGGACAAAGGGACUCCAAGUGUGGAACAUAGUGCGGUAGUACUUUUAAUUGAUGAGGGUGUUGAUGACCCUGGCUCUAUCAGUAGAAAGUCGUCUAGAUAGUGAAUAACGGAGUGACACCUGAUGACGUUCAGAAGCAGCCAGCAUAGUGACUCUGCAAAAAUGUCGAAAAGUUUGGGGCUGCUUCGAGAACCGAAAGUGAGUCGUGUUGAGAAGUAAUAAUUCCCUCGCCAUUUAACACCGUGUAAGUGCCAGAGUGAGGGGUGUAUGGGCAGUAAUUUAAACGCUUUGUGAUGUCUGUUUUGCUGAGCCAGGGUCGAUUACCAGAUGAUAUGAUGGACUGUAUGGCGUUGUCUAUGGUAACAUACUGAAGUGAGAAUUCGUAUGCUGGAAUGAGUGCGUUUAUGCUUGGAACAAGAGGAGUGCGGUGCCGAUAAAUCGAUGAUAAGACGUUUUUUAUUAGAAUAUUUGUGAAUAGCAAUACCAAUAGGGUUAGUGCGCCAGGAGGAAAACGGUGAAGAGGUGAAGGACCCGAUCAUGAAACCGUUAGUGGUUUCUGAGGAAAUGAGUGUCUAUAGCGACUAGGUCUAAACAUGCUGACUGGAGAUUAGGACAUUCUAGUGUACCUGGGGGAAUGGCUACUAUGCCUGUGUGAAACCCUUGUGAGAAACCUGUGGUGAGAAAAUCCACCAAGUGCCUGCUGGGGUGAGACCUUGGAUAAAAAAACAGGUUGUCGAUAUGUAUGUCGGUUAGUCAUUUGUUUGGUGACAACCUGGCUGGACACAUGGUCUUGGUAUGUGCCCUGAAACAUAUGGAGCAGAUGUGCAAUAAUCUACAGGCGCUGAAACUGCAGGAGCCUGCGUUGAAAUUAUUGCACACCUGCGCCUUACCUAAAAAGGAGAUGGGCCUACCCAGCUUAUCCCGAAGACCACCCGCUGGCUUGUUGUGAGGGGUGAAAGAGGAGUGAGGUGUGAACGUGGGGUAUGUGGUGGGAGUGGAGGUGGUGGGAUCUGAUUCGACGGGACAUAAGUCCGCCAUGUGGGAUGUAGAAUUACAAAUGGCACAAGCCGGGGGCCUGAGUCCAGCGAAGUGGCAACAGAAAAGUUCUGUGUCCAUCUGACCCCAGUUCAUUCUAUUGUUGAACUGCUUGAGAUGGGUCGCUGCCUUCGCUGAAACUGACUUGUGGUAGUCAUAGAAGGAAGAGCCCCCGUACUUGAUGCCUAGAUCCACUACCUUGUGGAGAUAGAGAUCUAGCUCUUCUCUCCUGUGGGGAUACACUGUGCAAAUGACGUCACGGUAUAUCCCGAAAGCUAUCACGAACUGGGGGAUAGACAAUUUUUUAUUGAGCCUGGGAUCCCUCGUUUUGAGCACAACUGAAAUGUCACCAUAGUUGUAUGCCUUGUUCUCGAGUAUAUCCUGAGAGGCUAUGAGUAAAGACACCAGACACACAUCCUUCCCGUCUAGGAUAUCUUUCCUGAUAGAGUCUGGGACAGAGUGUGCUGGUGACUCGAAUGGUGUGAUGGCUGUGCCAGGUGCUGGAGGGGGGAGUAUAGGGGGCAUGUUGGUAUAGCAGGUACAGCUGUGGUAGAGACUGGGACUUCGGUGUUAGUACCUGAGGAGUAGAUGGCGCUCUCCACCUUAGAUAGCCUGCUAUUGAGGGUCUGUAGAUUGGCCAAGAUAUCUGCCAGGGUAUCCUGGGUGGCCGUGCUGUUUCUUGGUGGUUGUCCUUGAGAGCUAGUUCGAGGCCUAGGCUCGGGGGCUUGGUGGGUAAGCAGCCUGUAAAGUUCUGCCUUUCUAGCUGUGGCCGGAAAGGGGAUUCCCCUGAGCCUAAGCUUGGUCGUGAUUUUGGGAAUAGUCCAUGCUCUCAAGGACGUGGGGGUUGAAAGAGUGAGAGAUUCGCCUGGAGACACGGGUCUGAUUGGCGUGAAUGGUGUUUCUUCUGUCAAUUCUUCGGUUGGAAUUGGUUCUUGGGACAUUCUAAAAAUGAAUGAUUAUGUGAAAGAUAUAUUAGAGGGGGAGUGAGGUAAGUAGGAGAGGUAUGGGGGGUGGUGUAUCUGGAAGAACUGGACUGUAAUGCUAGAUGCCGAGGUGAAAAACUUAACUGUUGAAUGACUGGAUAGGUGAGGCCCUGCUAAUGCCAAGUGGCGGUGAGAGGCUCUACCUAUGAUUUAUGACGUAGGUGCCACAGACGUGGUGGCGGGAUGUUGGCCUCUCGGUGACGAUAAGAGAAAUCAAAAACGUGUGGCCGUGACAGGUGAGGCCCUAACUAGAGCCCUGUAGUAGGGCAUGCGAGGCUUAUAACUAUGGUUUGGGCGUGGGGCUGUACCUCCGUGUUGAGGUGGGGUGGGGGUGAUAGGCCUCGCGGGAUCGGAUUUCCUAAUAGGGUGGGCUAAGGCAUUAGCCUGUGCCCUAUAGCCAGUUCGAUUGUAUGCUUAAGGGUAAAGUGAGAGGACUGGAGUGAUGUGUGGAUACUAACCUUGACUGGUCGCAAAUGGUAUCUGGAGCCUCCUGAUAAGUGUAGAGAGUCUUGUCUUAAUGCUGUCUUUGAGGAAGAAUCCUGAGGGUUUAAGACAGAUGUUGAUGUAUUUAUGCGUAUCGUGAUGUCGUAUGAUUAGUAUUGGGAGUAGGUUUGUUAGGGGCGCAACGUGAGAUCCUGCAUUGAGGGAUCUGGAAGGUUAGGUGUAAGAAUAGGAUGAUUUUAGAUAUUUGUGAGAAGGCAGAAUGAGGCCUUGGGGUAGCGAAUGGACGUAUUUGAGUAAGGACGUAAGUACCUGAAGGUAUUGCUGAGUACCGGGUCAGGUUUUUGGUGUUUUCUGAGCCUGAUGGCUGUACGACCGAAUGUCUGUGUAGACAAGUAGUAAAGAGAUAACAUAUCGUGGGCGUAAGCCUGAGGAAAGGUAGUAAUGGAAUUGAGACCGCGUGAGGUCUAGUAUGGAAAAGAGAGUGAACUAUACCUUGGUUUUGAAGUACAGAGAUUACUUUUAAGCGUGGCAGGUUAACUGCGUAGAAUCGGUGGAAGCUUAGAAUAAAACAGGAUCUAAGGGUUUAACCAAAGACAAUUUCCAUAUUUAGCGACAGAUGUGAAGGUAAGUGAUAAAACCUGAUAACUCAAAGUGAUAAGAUACAAUACCUGUUCCUGUAAUAAAGGACCUUGAAAUAACAACUUUAGCGCAGAAAAGCAAGAGACCGAUGCAAUCUGUAAAAGCCAAAAUAUGUGACAGCGUGAUUUAUGUGAAAGGAAUAGUACGGAUGUUGGUGUAAUGGGUAUUUCUUGCACGUAGUGUUUAAAUGACUUAUAUCUGAGUGUUUUUAGAAAAAAUUGUAUUGCUUGUAUUAGUCACGUAUGAAGGUAUGUACCAUGGUUAAAACAGUAUGUUUGUUACAGUAAAAUACGUUAAUAGGUUAGCAUAGGUAGGAAAAACACAAGGCUGGUAGUUAAACCAGAUAGUAUAACCCCAUACUGAUGUGAAGGUAUUGGUAAUAAUCUGACCGAACAAGGAAUAUACGAAAAAUGUAGUAGGAUUCGUGUGAUUAGAACUUGUGCAUACUUUAGCUUGUUAGAAUAGAAAUAUAGCCGAAUAUGGAUUAGUAAGAUGGUGUUCGUGUAUUAACCGUACGAAAUAGGUUGGUAAUAAUACUUAAUACUUAAUACUUUUAAAUAGCUUAAUACUUUAAAUAUAGAUUCGGUAGUUUCCGUACGAAAAUGUUUAAACGAUAGUAAAAUGAGCCGAACGUUCGUGCGUUUUGGCGUGAACGGAAACUUUAUACGAAGAGCAUGUAUUCGUGUAAAUGCGAUAGAGGGAGCCUACCCCUACGUUUUUAGGCCCGAACGGCGGGGAAUAGCGAACGCUAAUUCCCUCGCCUCGCUUACGUGCCGGUCUCGUGACCGGAAGUCGGGUACCUCGACCGGGGAAAAACCGAGUGGAAGGACCUCGAACGGACGGAGGAUUGAUCAGGACGUCUGACUGCUGGAAACAGGUACAGUUCUGGAGGGAAGCUGGACCGGAAGUGCUGGUUGCUAUGAGGACAAUCAGCUGAGCGGCAGUGGUGAGUAGGGGCUGGGAGUUUAAGUAGGGGACUUACUCCUCCCACAAAUUCAGGCCUAAUGGCCUUUCUACAUAUGUAUGUGUGUAUGUGUGUGUGUGUGUGUGUGUGUAUAUAUAUAUAUGUAUAUGUAUGUAUAUAUAUGUGUUUGUGUGUGUGUAUAUAUAUGUGUAUAGACAGAUUAGCCUAUGGUUCUCAGCAAUAUAGUGUCAUCCAGAUUGCAAUUGGAAUGUGGAAGUGCUUAAAAGGACACUCUGCACACAAAAACCUUUUUCACCUUACUGAAGUGGCUUUAGUGCAAAAAUGUCCCUUUACUUGGACAAUUUAAAACCUUUGCAUUUUUAUUAUUUUUGAACCUGCAAUGUUUACAUAUAUUUUUUUUUUCACCUGUGAGAUUGAACAUGUGCCAAAAAAACUUAUAUAUUUUUUUUUUAAUUUUUAAAAAAAAUUCUGUUUUUAUUGCAUUAAAAUUGGAGCGAUAUUUAUUUAUAAUUUUAUAAUUUAGGUGGUGGACAUCAUGCGAGUUAAUGUGGAUAAGGUCCUAGAAAGGGACCAGAAGUUGUCUGAGUUGGAUGAUCGAGCAGAUGCUCUACAAGCGGGUGCAUCACAGUUUGAGACUAGCGCUGCCAAGCUGAAGAGAAAAUACUGGUGGAAGAACUGUAAGGUAAUGACAUUUUAAUGCAUUCUGCAGGCUGCUCUCAUUGCUGCUUGGGUGUGGAGGAUGCUUUGAUAUCCCAGGCAGCCUGUUUUAGAAUCUUUGGUUGAAGUGAUUAUCUAAAUUGUCCAAUUUCAUUCCAUGUUUGUUUGGCUUGAAGGAACACAAGGUACAACUCAUCAAGAUUUAGUGAUUGGUAGCUUUGACAUUGGGCAUUGAUUUGUUAAAUUAAGAGUGGGGCAAACGGAGGAGAAGGGGGUAUGUGUAUUGGGAGAUAUUUCAUGGCUUGACAUUGUCAAGUGUUUAACCUAUUCUGGAGCAAUGGGCAAUCUCUAAAAGGAGUAUCUUCAAUAUCAAAGGCUUCCUUAUAACGUAUAGUACUCUUCUAACUCAAGGGGUUCCCCUCUCCCACCAAAUUUCCUUCUGUACGAAGGCAUAGAAAGCAAAACAUCAAAGAUUUAUUUAUUUUUUUGCCAUUAAUUUUUGAUACUUUUAACUUUCCCAGCCAAAAUGUCUUGCGUUAUUGUGUGUGAAAAGGAGUUGGCAUGUUCUUUACUGAUUCAUGGAAUGGAUCACAAACUAAUCGUGCUAAAUGUUCUAAAUGUGUUUCUCACAAUGCAGUUAAUAAGAUUUUGUUCUGUUGAUAUUUACCACCAGCACAAUUGGUGCACAUUUUUCACUCUCAAUUUCAUUUAUGCUGGUGUGGCUGCUUGAACACAUGCACAUAUAUGGUGGUUUUGACCUAUUCUAGUGCAAUUCAGAAUAUAGCCGAUGUAAACUUCCCACUUAAAGCGGCACUGUCAUGCCGAACUUGCCUUUCUUUAAUCGAUUCCUCUCUCAGGGUCUCUUCUUCAUUUCUUCCUGUCUGCUCUAGUUUUCUUUAAAACCGAAAACAAAGUAGGGACUACUUGUCUUAUGGAGGUUUCCUACGCCUGACCAGUGGAGGAGCAAAGUGUGCUAAAAACCCAAGGGCAGAGUACAGAAUAUUUGAUAGAGUCCUAACCUCAACAUCUGAGGAAAAGGAUUUAGGGGUGAUUAUUUCUGAUGACUUAAAGGUAGGCAGACAAUGUAAUAGAGCAGCAGGAAAUGCUAGCAGAAUGCUUGGUUGUAUAGGGAGAGGUAUUAGCAGUAGAAAGAGGGAAAUGCUCAUGCCAUUGUACAGAAUAUUGGUGAGACCUCACUUGGAGUAUUGUACACAGUACUGGAGACCGUAUCUUCAGAAGGAUAUUGAUACCUGAGAUAGAGUUCAGAGAAAGGCUACUAAACUGGUUCAUGGAUUGCAGAAUACAACUUACCAGGAAAGGUUAAAGGAUCUUAACAUGUAUAGCUUGGAGGAAAGACAGGACAGGGGGGAUAUGAUAGAAACAUUUAAAUACGUAAAGGGAAUCAACACCGUGAAUGAGGAGACUAUAUAUUUAAAAGAAGAAAAACUACCACAACAAGAGGACAUAGUCUUAAAUUAGAGGGACAAAGGUUUAAAAAUACCAGGAAGUAUUACUUUACUGAGAGGGUAGUGGAUGCAUGGAAUAGCCUUCCAGCUCAAGUGGUAGAGGUUAACACAGUAAAGGAAUUUAAACAUGCAUGGGAUAGGCAUAAGGCUAUCCUAAAUAUAAGAUAAAGCCAGGGACUAGUGAAAGUAUUUAGAAAAUUGGGUAGGCUAGAUUGGCCGAAUGGUUCUUAUCUGCCGUCACAUUCUAUGUUUCUAUUUCCUGUGGUCAGAGCAAUUUUCUCACAAUUCUCACCUUUUCUCCAUGCUCCCACGAAGCCUCCUCUCACCUUUCCCGGACGUCAUGUCAUUUAGACAGAACGCCGGCAAAACUAACGAAUUGCAUCCUAACAGAAUGAGAAUAGUUUAAAAAUUAGUAUUAGGACGCAAUUCGGGACUUUGUUCGGACUGGAAUUUCAUCCUGUGGCUGCUCACGGUUUAAAAAAAUAAAUAAAAAAUAGUAUCCCUCUCCCGAGCCGCUCGAGUGGGGGCUAUUAAACUAAAGGGCGGGACCUACCAUGCCUUCUCCCCCCCGCCCCCCACCACCACUCCAACGGUUUCUGCAUUCGUGUUAGGACGCAAUUCGGACCUUUGUUCCAAUCGGAAUGAAUUAAACUCAGAUCCUUUUUGUGCUGCAUCUUGCAGCUGCUUAGUAGAUAACGCCCUAAUUCCCACGAUAUUAGGGAGCUAUCUACCAAAAGGCUGAAAGACCUAAAUUGGUCUCUCUGCCAAAUUUACUAAUACUUAGUAAAGAGUAGGGGCAUGUCUAUUAAACAGUGAGCACCCCUCCCAACCCCCCUAAAGAUUACUUAGUAUUAGUAAAUUCUGCCCCUACUCACUAUGCCGCGAGUAGGGGCAUGUCUAGUAAACUGUGAGCAUCUCCCCUCCUAAGCCCCCACCCGUGCCGCUCGAGUGAGGGCUAUUAAGGGGGGACCUAUCAUCGUCGUCGUCGUCCCCCCCCAAAUAGAAAAAAAAAAAACGGACGGUAAAAAAUUAUCUUCACUCAUGGAGGGCACGGCGCAGAAUGAGCUCCGCAGGGUGGGCAAAGGCUUAUAAAGCCUUCCCACGCCCUGCUAUUAGGCUCAGAGCGCUGUGGUUGGUUUAAGCCAACCAAUCAGUGCUCUGACAGGUAAAUGAAGAGACUGACAGGCAAGUCUCUACAUUUGGGUGCAAAUAGUAGGAUCGGGGAGCAGCGCCUGUUAUGGAAUUUCCCACGCUCCGAGUGAUUUGGAGGAGGGAAGGAAAAAGACACGGAUUUAGUGUAGUAUGUUAGGAUCUUAAGUGGUGGUAAAUGAAGGAAAAGGAAUUGCGCUUAUAAUUUUCUGGAGCUUAUACUCCUCUCCAGAUAUGUGCGCCUGGACGGUAUAAUCCCAGUCUAUGGAUAUGUAGAUGGUCCUUGGAUGUCCUCAAAAAGGGGUUUCCAGAGGCAGUGGGCCGGUAUUCGAAUAGUUGGUGAUUAUAAAAGAAAAGAGGGAAAAAAAAAAAAAGGAUAGAAACACAAAAUAGUGUUCUCUGGAUGAUACAAAAUAAAAUGUUAAAAGAUGGAGGUAUACUCACAAGUGAAGAGCAAAUGGGAUAUUGCUCAAUAUAUGCAGGCGUAGGUGAUAUGAUCCCCACCAAGGAUAUCACUCCUUGAGUCCUCCAGUGGGGGUGUUAAGGAGAGUAGAAAGGAAUAUAUUUAAAAAAAUAAAAGGAUAGGCUUAGAGGCUCCAAUAGCAUAACUGGGCAAUCUUUAUUGGAGACAAAAAAAUAAGUAACAUAAAAUAGCUUUAAAAACGCUGUUUUAUGUUACUGAUUUUUUGUUUGUUUGUUUGUUUGUUCCCUCCUCCAAAUCACUUGGAGCGUGGGAAUUCCAUAACCGGCGCUGCUCCCAAAUCCUACUAUUUGCACACAUCGUACCACCAGAAAAGAGGAGACUGGUUUUUGGGAACUUUCAGCAGCUACAUACUAUAAUUACAUGUACUGAUAUUCCACCCACCCCUCUAAGUCUCUACAUUUACCUGUCACAACACUCUGGUUGGUUGGCUUGAAAUCCGACCAAUCAGAGUGCUCUGCUUCAUUUUACAUAGCGUAGGAAAUUUAUUUGGAAUUUUUCCAUGCUGUGUAAAAUGACACAGAGCACUCUGGAUGGAUUUCAAGCCAACCAACUAGAGCGGUCUAAGUCUAAUUGCAUGGUGGGAAGGCUUUAUAAGCGGAGCUCAAUAUGUCUGUCUCCCCCCCAUUGUUAUUUAGAGGCCCCACCUCAUGGAGUGGUGGGGGGGGCAUGGUAGGUCCCCACCCUUUAGUUUAAUAGCCCCCACUCGAGCGGCUUGGGAGAGGGAUACUAUUUUUUUUUUUUUUUAAUCCGUGAGUAGCCACAGGAUGAAAUUCCGAUCCGAACAAAGUCCCGAAUUGCGUCCUAAUACUAAUUGUGAAACUGUUCUCAUUCUGUUAGGACGCAAUUCGGUAGUUUUGCCGUCCUUGUGUCUAAAUGACAGGACGUUCAGGAAAAGUAAAGUGAAAGGAGGCUUCGCGGGAAUACUGAGGAAAGGUGAGAAUUGUGAGAAAAUUGCUAUGACCACAGGAAAUUAAGCACACUUUGCUCCUCACCUGGUCAAAGAUGGUCAGGCGUAGGAAACCUAGUAGUCCCUACUUUGUCUUAUGUUUUAAAGAAAACUAGAGCAGACAGGAAGAAAUGAACAGAUCCUGACAGCGGGAGAGAAGAGGAAUCGAUUAAAGAAAGGUAAGUUCGGCAUGAUAGUGCCGCUUUAAUUUUGAGGUUUUGUUUUGGGGAUUUUAUCCUUCAUGUCUUAUUUAUCACAUAAGGGUUCUUUGUUUUGUUUUUUUUGUUUAUGUAUUUAAAUUUAAUUAUUCCUUCUAUAAUCGCUAUUGCUAGUUAUCUCCAACUUUACCCUCUUUAUCUAUAGUAGUACAGGAUCUAGAAAAGAAUGAGAGGGUAGAACAAAUGGCCACUAUUUUGGUUCAAUAGUUUCAAAAGUAUGGGACCAGUUUAAACGUGGACUUGUCAUAUAACCUGAUUGGCGAAGAGAGAAGGAAAAGAAAAAAUGUUUCAUACUUCUACUUUGUGUGGUUGUACUGCUUUUGUUGUAAUUGUAACAACAAAAAUUUAAGGAUUGGGCAGUGUGCUACUAUUAAGUGGAGGAGCUGCAUAUGCGAACAAGUUGUUUUUAAAGAUAUAGAAAGCCACCCAAUGCUGGUUGCAUUGAAAUUUAUGGCACUGAAAAGGAACUCAAAAUGUUUGUUUUGGUUUUUUGGGGGGUUUUUUUUUUUUACUUUUGGUUUUCUCUUUUGCAUGAGUAUUAUGGGCACAUCUUGAGGACCAAGGAAUAUCAUUUGUUUGCAUUUAAAAAAAAAAAAGUGCAGUCAUGUUAUUACACCUGAGUAAUGGUCUUAGAAACUUUUCUUUUUUUUUUUUUUUACGUAACUAAUAAUUAAAAAAAAUAUUUAUUUAUUUUUUUCUCUUCUUCUAGAUGUGGGCAAUUCUUAUCGCUGUAGUCGUGCUCAUAAUCAUCAUCAUUAUCGGUGAGUAUUAUUUGCCCUUUAAUAAAGGUUGUGUGUUUUGUAUUUUUGUUGCUUAAAAUGUUUCAACAAUUUUUUGUCUUUCUUUCUUUAUUUGUAACUUUGCAGUGUGGAGUGUUUCGUGAUCUUCUCAGGAUCCAUGGAUAUGAACUGAUGCCACGCUGAAUAACAAGGCUGCAGUUCUCAAUCAAAUCUGCUGUAUGAAAAGUAUAUAUUCAUAUGUAGCUAAAUGAUUUUUGUUUUGUUUUUUGUUUUUUGUUUUCACCCCGUUAAGCAUUGUUUUGCCUUUAGAGUUAAGUGCCAUUACCAGAAAACAAAACACACUCCAUAUUUUUAAAAGCUUAAAAAGCACAACCAGCACUUUUCACUGUGUCUUAAAAGGAAGUGUUUUUUUUCUACAUAUAUAUAUAUUUUUUUUUUUUUUUCAACUGUGAAUGGUUUUUGAUCCUCGUUAUCUUGUAACGUGCGUUUUUUUUUUAUUCACACCUGCAGAAAGCGUGCCUCCAAUUUUGUUAUCACUAUUUGAUUUGUAUGCAGCAAAAACAAAAGAUUAAAAAAAUAAUAAUCCCUUCAAGAUCAAUAAGAAAAAGCAAAGUGCCUUAAAAUGUUUAGCAUGCGUUUACAGGUGGACUGGUCAUCUCAAAGCAAUACAGUAUAAUUCAUUCAUGUUGACAUUGUUUGGUCAAAAUGGAAUUGCCAAAAGGUCUUACUUAUUUACCAAAGUGCCUUUGCAGAUUGUCUCAGAUGAGUGCUGAAAAGUCCAGUAAGAGCAGGAACAUUUAAAUAGUUCUCUGAUUAUCUUGUCCAAUAAUUGUAGGUGACCUUUAAGUUAUUGUGUUCAGUUUGCAAUACCAUUUUUUUGUUUGUUUAUGCAUACAUGGUAUAAGCACAUUUUGUAUGCAUGCUUACUAAAAGCACUAUUGGUGUAAUUUGACACGGGACUUGUAAGUACCUAUUGCAAAAAGCCGCCAGGUAUGAAAUUUGUUAAAUGUUAUGGUCAGUGGCGAUUUGGAGUAAUUCUUUUUAUGGCUUAGAUUUUUUUUUUUUAUUAUUAUUAUUUUUUAUUUUUUUUUGAUUAAAAAAAAAAAAAAAACAUAAACAAUGUAAUGAUAUAUAAAAAAAAAAUAUAUGAUUGGAUUUAAUUUGCACACGUGACUUGCUCAGGCAAAACUAAUAUGAUCUCCACUUCAUAGAGGGUAAAAAUCUAAAUUUAUAGUAACAUUAAGUUGUCCACAUCACAAGUGAAUGUAUAAAUACGUUUGUCAUUGUGUCAAGUUUAUAUAUUUUUAUGCUUUCGGUGUAGCUUACUAGUCAAAAACAAAGUACAUCCUUUGUAAUAGAUCUAUUUGCUGGCAGCUUUUGCUAGCAUUGUACAGAGAUGAAAUUUUAGAGCUUAUCUGAAUUAGAAAUUUUCAUCAAUGUGUUUCCACUUGACUCUACUUGAAUACAAAAGAUCCCAAAAUCUUCCGGUUUGUGUCAGGCUUUAUAGACUUUGACUCUGAAUCUUUUCUUCUUCAAAGGUGUGCGCAGCCACUGAAGGAAACGUAGACUAGACAAAGUCCUUUUAUAAAUAUAAAAGGCAGUAUUGUAGAGUUUUACCCCUACAGGCACUUGUGAAAGUUGCAGGAACUCUGUGAAAACGCUAGCUGACAUGCACAUCCUACUUGUUGGCAUGAAACUGGCAUGUCUGGUUAUUAAAACUUAUUGUUACUACUGACUUAGGAUGAUUCAGAUGAGGGGUGUCUACCCACCAUCUAAUCAACCACAACCCUGUACCUGCAACAACUGAGACUGUUGUCCAUUGGAUUGUAUACUGUUAUUACGCCAUCUAUGUGAACUCACAAUGUUAUGCUUGCACACAGAUUAAAUGGCACAUAUGAAGAUUGUUUAAAAUUAUACCAUAACCUCAGAUCCCCUGGUUUCACACCUGGUGUUUAAAAGGUUAUUUUUAUGCCAAUUAUGGAGGCUAAGCUUGCUUUUAUUUUUGUUUUUUUUAUUGCAGAAAAGUUGGGGGUUACUGCAGUUGAUUGAGUAAAUGAAACCUUUUGGGUUGUACAUAUCAUACUUUAAGAAAUCUUUUUGCAAACACCAAAAAGCAGCCUUUAGAAACUCUGUAUAUGUAAAACGGUGUCCGUUCCUGGGUGAACGUUGUCUUAAAUACCUGGCUUGUAAUUAAUUAGCUUACAAUGUUACAUGUUGUUGUGCAGUAUGACAAUUUUGGGGUCUUUUUCUUUAAAUCUUUUUACUUAUUCUCUCAUUUAAGUUUCCAGAAAUAAAAGAAAAUGGUUUGUGUAUAAGCGGAUUUAAUUGGUUUCUAUUAGUGGGAGUGACAUUUUGAUUUAAAUACUCUGCCAUAGUUCAGCUUCAGUGUCUGUUCCAAUGGCGAUUUUAUUCCUUUUUGCCUGUUCAAAGAAGUACCUGUUAAUGCCAGUUAUAUGCAAGAGAUGCAACAUGUCUAUAAAUGAUACCGUGAACAGUUUUGAGUCAAAUACCUUGGCUGUUUUAUCUGUUUACAUCGAUGUUGGAAAAGACCUUUUUGUAACUGCCUUUUUUCUAUAUGUUUGACUAUAUUCAGGCCUGUCAGCGCACCUAUCAGAUUGUCAAGCUCACACGUACUAAAGUAAAACGUACUGUAGAUUAAGAUGUUCUAGUCCACCUUUUUAAGACUGCGAAAACUCUACCAAAGUGUGCUUAAAUCCAAAUGUGCCUUGAGACACACUUUUCUUAAACCAAUGUUUUAAAAAUUUAUCUACACAGGGAAAUUAGAGAAUUGUGGGCAUACCUGGAACAUGUGUUUCUAAGUAGUGGUCCUGCUGUAAAGACCAAAAUAUAUAUAUAUAAAAAAAUGAAUAAAUAAAAUACAGAUAAAGGAACAGCACACACAAAAAAAUUGUUUUACAUUUUACAAGGCUACUUAAAAUCCCCUAUCUUGGCAAACAAAGUCAGGGAUACAGUUACACCAUGGCCAUAUUGUGUUAAGCCCUGUUACGUAGUGGUGGGCCAUGGUGUAACUGAAUCCCCAUAUUUAUUUGCCAAGAUAAGAAAUUUUAAGUAGACUCUCUUGUUUUUUGUUUUUUUUUAAAUUAUUUUUCUUUUUGGGGGGGAGGGGCGCUGUUCUUUAAUCUGUGUUUUUAACAGAUUAUUCUAAUUUGUGAAGUAUGCCAUUAAAAUCCAUGAAUGUUUGUGGUGUAUACUUUACUGUGUUUAUAGAGUUAAAGUUCAUUAAAGAUUUUGUCAUUAAAGUUGUCAAACACAUGUCUUUAAGGUUAUUAUUUUUAAUAAAAUCUUGCUUUAAGCUUUUCAGCCAAAGUUAAGUUUUGAUGCUAAUGAAGAGUAUGUUCUUUAUAGGACUGCAGACUCAUCUGAACGUGUAACCUUUUAAAACAUGGUCAUUACACUGUAAUGUCUUGGUGGUGUUUCCUCCUUUAUGGAAGUCUCUUAAAAUUACUAUUCCAAGCUUUCGAUAACUGUUUUUGGAAUACUUGAAACACUUAGUAGUGCGUUCUUUAAUUGCCAAUGAAACAAUCUGUAGCCUGUUGAAAACUGAGUAUAUACCCGCGUGCCUAGCAAACAGACCCACGCCAUUAAUUAAAUUACAUCACCACUUAUGCAGUCUGUACUGAGGGGCGGACAGAAUGCAUUUGUAAUAUCAGGGAUUUUGGAGAAAAUAUUAUAAACCUCUACGUGGAUUUUUUUGUUUAAUACACCAAUACAAAAAAAAAUUUUUUUUUCAAUAAUGACUAUUAAUUAUUAAAGUUGAGAACUGUAAUGCUAGUGCAAUGAUUUUCUUCUAGCUGUAAAUCCAUAGAGGAGACGUAUAGUAACCAGGAUUGCAUCUAUAGCUUCUCUUUUGACCAUGUUUGGGGAUAUUGAAACAUGCAGAGAUGUGUUUCCAAAAUGGUAAUUCUGUGGUAUAUUGGCAGUGAUACAGCUUCACUGUAUAUAGGAUAAUCCCCAUAAAAGUGUCAGAGUAGUUACCUUGCGUUGAUAAAACUCUUGCAUAGUUAAAGAACUAUCCAGGCACCAUAACCACUACAACUGUUGUAGUGGUUAUAGUGUCCUGGGUUCCACUUGCUGCCAACACUCCUGCUACAAAAAGCUCCUGCAAGGCUUCCAGUAAGCUCUACUGAGCCAAGCUCCAGCAUUCAGGGCUGCAGUCGUUGGCUGAGAGGAUCAGCUGAGUGGUCUAUGUCAAUAAGUGCAGCCAGGCAUAGCGGGCUACUGACACUUUAAGUGGUGUGUCUAGGGCACUAUAUGGUUAUUGUGCUUGUAAUGUUCCUUUCAUUGUCUCUUAAGGAUUAUGUUUUGUUUUUGUUGUAAAAUCUAAUGUUUUGUGUUUACUGUUUUCUAUAUAAAUCCUGUAACUAGAAAACAAAUUAGGUUUAUUUGUAAGCUUUUGCGCACUAACACUCAUUUAUUGUAAAAUGUAAUCAAAUAAACGUUGCCCUUUGUUUGAAUUUAUUUCCUUCUGUUGUAUGUAUUUUUACACAAUGGGAUCUUUGUGUUUUGGAACUGUUAUCCAACUGAAUUCUUUUCAAGAAUAAAAGUACAUCAGGCUGCAUUUCAAUGGAUCUUAGUCUUGAAAACAUACUGAUGGUUCAGAUUGUCAGCAUCUCAUUUGGACUACUUCAAAUCACUAAAGUGGCCAUGGUGUAACAUUUUCAGCGAAAUGGGAAAGCGUUCAUUAAAUUAAGUACCAAAAUGUGGAAGUCGUGUCUAUAGAAACCCAUGGUAUGCAUACCCCCAGGGGUACAAUUCAGGGCCCAUGGGAGUACGCGGGGGAAAAAAACGUAAAAGGCAGCGCUGCAGCCGCCUUGCACGAUUUGGGAACCUAAGUGAAGUUCCAUCGGGUGACCCAUGCCCUCAGGGCCACCUGAUAGAAAUGUGCCAUGAGGGAUCCAGUUACCCAGUUUUAAUGUGUAUGUGUAAGAGCUUGGAGAAAGUGAGAGAGAUCCUGUCAUUUCCUCCCAACUCAGACUCUGCCGCACAGGAAGGGAGAGGGGCCGCUAACUGCUAGUGCCUGUCCCCAUCCGCACACAGUAUCUCAAUGCCACCCCCUUAUCUGCUCAGCCCUGCCUCUGCCAGCCAGCAUAACUCCACCUGCUUGCUGACUGAAUUUGACCUCUGCCUUUUAACUCCGCCCCUGUGUGCUAACCUCGCCUCUAUUCAAACACCCCCGCCCCGACAUGUCCACCGCCUAACUCCGAUCAACCCCUUCUGCUCCCAUAAGGUAGGAAACUGAUGUGUGGCUACAUUUUUCACCUGUAUGUGUGUUUGUAUCUGUGUGCCUGGACAUUUACAUGUCAGUAUGUCUGCAUCAGCAUGUUAGUGUUUGUAUCUGUGUCUGUACAUCUGUAUGUGUCAGUGUGGGCAUCUGAGUAUCUGCAUGUAUGUCAGCAUGUGUAUCUGUGUGUCUGUGCAUCUGCAUGCGUGUCAGUGUUUUUAUCUGUGUUCCUAUCGGGGUUUGACAAAUCCCAGAUUACCAUGGCGACUAGCAUUUUUGUCCUGGCACCUGGGAUUUUUCAGCCCCAGAGGUGGCCAGCUAACUGUGAAUGGAGGCGGCCAGUCGGCCGACAGAGUAGAUGUAGAUGGAGAGCGUGGGCAAGCUGGUGACUCAUGGAUGGCUGAGGCAGAGGGGGUGGCAAGGGAACUGUAAUCUCAAAAUCUUACUGUAUUCACGCCUGAAGCUGUAACUCUGCAUGUGUUUGCCUUGGUAAAACUAGCAGUCUGCUGACAUCAGAAGUGGUAGCCUGAUCCAAUCACAGUGCUUCCCCAUAGGAAUGGCUGAGACUGACAAAGAGGCAGACCAGGGACAGAGCCAGCAUGAUUCAAACACAGCCCUGGCCAAUCAGCAUCUCAUCAUAGAGAUUAAUUGAAUCAAUGAGUCUCUAUGAGGAAAGUUCAGUGUCUGAAUGCAGAGGGAGGAGACACUGAAUGUUUGGAUGCAUUUUAGGCAGCCAUGACCCAGGAAGGAUCUCUAACAGCCAUCUGAGUGGCCAGUGAAGUUAGCACUAGGCUGUAAUGUAAACACUGCAUUUUCUCUGGUAAUGAUUCUACUCACAGAACAAAUUCAAUAAGCUGUAGUUGUUCUGGUGACUAUAGUGUCCUUUUAAUGAGCCCAACCAAUCCAAUGGCUUCCCAUAGCAAAGCAUUGGGAGGCUUUUGGCAUGUAUGACAAAAUGUUACGCUGUGCCAAUCAGCAUCUCCUCAUAGAGAUGCAUUAAAUCAAUGCAUCUCUAUGGGGAAUCUUCAGAGCCUGCGCCCUGCAUGCAGAGCGUGAAGACACUGAACGUAGGUGCAACGUACUGUGCAGCACUGACAGAGGGUGCACUUCCAGAGGCCAUCUGAGUGACUGUCACAAGAAGUGUUAAUAGGCAACUAUGUAAACACUGCCUUUUCUCUAAAAAGUGUGCUUGGACAGGCCAUAGACACCAGAACUACAUUACGCUGUAGUGGUUCUGGUGACAUGUCCCUUUUGAGAAUUUUAUUUUUGACGUUGAAAAUCUGGCUCCUAACUUUUUUUUGCUGGCUCCUAAUUUGAGCAAGCCCUGGUUUAUGUAUCUGCAUAUGUGUCAGUGUGUCAUUGUUUGGAUAUGUGUACAUUUGCAUGUGAUUCUAUCUGCACUGUGAGAAGCAGGGGGAACCUGGGACUGAAAAGGUCAGGGUGCCUGGGGCAGAGGAAGCACAGGGGGGAGCCUGGGGCAGAGGAGAACGAAGGGGAGGCCUGGAGCAGAGGAGGAUCAUGGGGCAGAUGUAGAGCAGGGGAAGCCUGGGGCACAGGAAAAGCAGGGGAGCCUUAGGCAGAGAAAGGUGUCUACAUUCUAAAUAACAGUAACUAUAUUUAUAAACAUUUUAUUAAUACAAGGGGUACAAUUUAUGGGAAUGGGCUGCCAAGAGGUACUCAAGUUAAAAAAGGUUUAGGAAAACAUUAGGGUUUUUUUUUUGUUUUUUUUCUUGCCACUUUGCAUAGUUAAAAAUCACUUCAGGUUGAGUUUAACUUAUUUUUGAUCAGCAGAAUAAAGGUUCAAAUGUGAAAGCAUGGAAUUGGUUGCUUUUCUUUAUUUUUUAUUUAUUUUUUUUGCUCUCAGAACCCAUUUUGCUCAGAACUCCUUUGUGGAGUCCAGAUGCUAUUUAUUUGCAUUUGAAAAAUAUCGUAGACUUUAUGGAAAUGUUCACAAGGCAAUAUUAUUUUUUUUUUUUUUAAAGCCUCACAGUCACCGCCUGGGGCUUCUGCAGAAUUUGCAACGACCCCCAAUGUUGACAUUGCUGCUGUGGGGGUGGCUAAGCAAGCUAAGACUUUCUUACCUGAUCCUGUCCCUUGCAGAUGCUGCCAUCUUCUAGACGUAUAAGGCAUAAGAAAUAUACAGAAACGGCGUAGUCCCUACUUUAUCUCUUAAAUGAGUUGUAAUUUCAGUGAAACUCCAACACAGUCAGUGAGUGUUUUAUUUUAUUUUUUCAGUGGAGGGAUGACUGUUUUAAAGGUUAAAAAUAAACUUCUCAAACAACUUUCCCUGAAAAAGGUAAUAAUGCUAAAAAUAUCUGCUCCUCCUUAGACAGCUGAGUUAGAAAGGAUGAGUAAUGCACAUUCUAAGUUACAUAAUAAACGUCGGCUACAAUUUUCUCUUGUUUCUUUAUAUUGUCAGCCUGAGCAUGUUAAGGCACAUGGACCACUGCUUAAGUCCUGUAUUUUGUGCUUAAGCAGAACAUUGUUAAUAGAUAUACAAGCUGUUUGUAGCGGAGAUGCAAUAUUACCCAGGUUAUCUCCGCUUAUAAUCCAAGUGAGACUCAGGAACAAGUAAAUAGUAAAUCCAAAGGCAGGGUUUCCAGCAGGUAAAAUACAGCAAUAUCCCAACAGCAAUCCCAAUAACUGGACGACACACAGUUUCAGGAGCAUAACUGACAAGCCUUUAAUCACAGUCUCCUUAUAAAGCAUGCUCCCAUGCAAGGGAGGAACUUACAGUAAUUAUUACAGUAGCCAAUCCUGUCCUGGUAACCUCCCACACAUCUCCUCCCCUCAGCCAGCAUCAUAAUCCCCUUAUCCAGCACACCAAUUCCCCCCAUUUCUGGAUGUACCCCUAAACGUAGGGGUACCUCUUUAAAUCAUACAUCCCCUGGUAGCCCUGAUCUGGGUGAACAACAUAUCCAAAAAUCACCCAGAUCAGACCAGGGGUUCGGGAAAAGUAUGGAGGGAAUAAAAUGACCGACCGCACGAACUGAGAUAGCCGAAUUCGGUUCCAUGUGAAUGGGCCUUGCGGUCGGUCCUGGCAUAAGGGAAUAAAAUACACGAAAACCUCUAGCUAUAGAGGCUAGGGAGGGUUCGCCUGAAUCCCCUCGUUCGGUAUUCUCUAUCUACCGAACGAGGGGCCGUUCGGUAGUUUGGAACCGAACGGACCAGGGUUGUGGAGGUCUCAGCGGUGUUCGCCUACUCGAGUGUCCGAUUUUAGUUCCAGACACUCGACAGCAAAACACCGCUGUUCGGGAGUUUUAAAAUGGCCGCCGCCACGUGUUCGGUUGUCGAAUGGCGGCCACCCCCGAGAACAAAGGACAUAUCAGGUAUGAAAAUAAAAAGAAACGAUUGGGGUUAAACUCUAAGCACCAAAACACCUUUUGCUUAAUGAAGUAGUUUUGGUGUAUAUCUGCAGUCUCACAGCUCAAUUAUCUGCCAUUUAGGAGUGGCAUCAAUUUAUGUAGCCUUAGGCACAUGUUCAUUUGAGGUUGUAUUUUUUUUUUUUUUCAUGAUUGUGUAACACCCAGCCUAAUCUGUUCUUAGACAAAUGUCCAUGGAGGGGUCGAGGCACUCAGUAAAAUGAAUAAAAUGUUUUAAAAAUCAGUAAUAAUCCCCCACCCCUCCAGGACCCCGGACAUACCUUGUACAUCUGAGGUAAUCCUAAAUUACUUACACGAUCGCCGCCGUGCCCCCGCCAUCGAUCGGUCUUCUCCAUCGGGGGGGACUGUCUGACAGCACAGACAGUCUCCCCUCAGCAAAAUAGAACCCCAAGGGCCAUGUGAUCACUCUCCAUAGGCGUCCAAAGUGUUGGACAGGCAGUCCCCCUGCUGGUAAAAAAAAAAAAGUUAAUAAGUUUUUUAAAAUAAAAAAAUUAAGUUAAUUAAAUAUGUAAAUAUCAGAUAGAUGUAUAUAUUGUAGCGGACCCAGGGUAACCCGACUGGUUACCUCCGCUAAUUCCCUUCCUUCAGCCAGUCGGGAACCACUUAAAAGGUAAAGAGGCCAAUUUCCCCUCCAGUAACUGGACAAGACAUUUCUGGAGGUACAACACAAUUUUAUUGGCCAUACACAGCUUUUAUGCAUACCCCGUGCAAGGGGUGGAUCACACAGACAUCCCAUGAACCUCCCCCUCCCGGGGUCCCAGCGCAAGAAGGGACUCCAUUCCCUUUGUCCCCAAAGCCCACCACUAAAUCCCCAGGGUUCCCUACACCAGCCACCGGGCGUCUUCUUCCCAAGAUCCUCUGUGCCUGGGAGCCUAGGCGCUGGAAAAAGGGACUAUCCCUUUGUCUCCCAGGCACAGAAAAGCCUGCCCGGGCUCAUGAGAGCUCGCCAGUGCCCCAAAAGUGCCCACACCAAUCUCGGGGAUCCUCACCUCCGGUCCCUUGAUCGACUAGGCUCCAUUUGCCAGGUCCUGGCAUGAAACACAGACAAGCGAAGCUUCUCCUUUCGGGGUACGAAUGCUCCCCCUGGAUGGCAUUCGUCUGUACAUAUGGCGGCCACCCAGGGGAGCAAUCAUUAAUUACUUUCCUUGCGGUUUCACACCUAUGUUGCAGGUGCAAGCGUUCUGAUUAAUUGGUGUGAACGUUCUAAUGGGGCACCAGGGAGGCCCUCGUUCGGGAUUUGAAUGAGUCCGGAAACAAUCCACGAAUGCUCCCCUGGUGGCGUUCGGCAGUACGAAUGGCGGCCGCCUAGAACAGCACUCAUUAAUUGCUUCCCUUGCGGUGUGCGGUUUUGACACUUAUGAUGGGAGGUGUGAACAUUCUAUACUAACAUUCUAAAUGAGGUAUUGGGGUGGUCCUCAUUCGGGAGGUGAAUUAAUUCCCUUCGAGGAAGCACUCCCAAACUUGGAGCGGGCACAACAAACGAAUUACAGAGAAGACACACAUAUUACAAGCGGGAAGCAUACGAACCGCACAUCCACCACACAUAUCUUAUAUAUAACGUCAUACUAAGUGUAUUUUUUUUAAUUAAUUUAUACAUAUAUUAAUAUAAAAAUACACAGAGUAAAAUUACACACGUGUACAUAUAUAAUAUAUAAUUAUAUAGUGUAUACAUAUAUUCUAAAAAAUACAAUUAUUAAAAAUAAAUUAAAAAUUUAAAAAUAAUAAAAAAUAUAUAUGUAAUUUUAUACUUACUGUAUUUUGAUAUUAAUAUAUAUAUCAAAAUACACAUAUAUAUAUAUAUAUAUAUAUAUAUAUAUAUAUAUAUAUAUAUAUAUAUAUAUAUAUAUAUAUAUAUAUAUAUAUAUAUAUCCAGGGUGCACUCUCGGGUCUUGAACAAAUAGAGUGAUUUAUUCAAUCAUGUGCAAAAUAAAGACAACCAACGUUUCGACCCCUGCGGGUCUUUUUCAAGGUUACUGUGCUAUCAUAUUCAAUAAAUAUAUAUACAUAAAUGGUAAAUACCCUUACCAAUCAGUUGCGCUGUGAAUCCCUUCUCCGAAACCCGGAAGUGAGUUAAGACCGCCCACUUAGCGUCAUCACGUGUAGACGUUGGGCGGCGUAAACGUGUGAUUACCAUGGAAACCACCCAAGCUAUUAGAUCGGUGUAUAGUACUGAAAGGGUGAACGAGAAAUGUGAGGUGAAUAGAAAACAACAGGACGGAAGAAUCCAGAUCUGCAUAACAAACUCGGCGACCCCCAAGCCUAGCAUCACCUCGUCCUCAAAAGUCACUGUCAUUAAAGUGAACACGCCAGUGAAGCAAACUGCAAAAUUAGUGCCACAGUGAAAAAUAUUAAAAUUUGUGUGACAAAUAGGACUAGUGAAAAUUGGGCAGACUAGAUGGGCCGAAUGGUUCUUAUCUGCCGUCACAUUCUAUGUUUCUAUGUUUCUAUGUGACCUAAUACAAUAGUACAAGUCAUAUUAAAUGUAUGGGAGUAAUAAGCAUUCAAAACUGACAAUGCUAAACAUUUACUAACUGGUGAAUAUGUACAAAUGUUAAAUUAAAUUAUAGAUUUUAUAUUUUUUAUAUAUUUUAAAUUAUAUAUUUUAACUUGAGGGACCGUAAGCCUGGAACUGUGGAGGAAACAGACAAAUUGGCUGAUGGGUAUCAGGAUGUCAGGAGAAUGGAGCCCAGUAGAGGGUGAACCACUUCAGGCCAUCCUAUCCAGCGCAAAGCGCACCACCCCCACCCAGACCAACUCUAGUUAUGCCGGCCUCUACCCCAGCACGCUUCCGACGCACUACGCCCUUGUGCCAUGGGUGCAGUCAACCGGGACAUUAUAAAGCUAACUGCCCACACCGGAACCAAGGGAGCUGGGAACAUCGUCCCCCCACAGCCAGCUCGGGCUACAGUCCACUACUACCACGCUCACAGGCAGCAACUACCUAGUCUCAAGCCAAUGCUCAAGCCCCUAAUUACCAACCUUGGACCACCACUAACACAGAGGGAGGAGAACUCCUCCAACUCACAGGCACCCAAAUACCUGUCCCACAGUGGGGUACAGUGCCACAAGUGCAAUCAGUUUGGGCACUAUCGAUGAGACUGUACCCAGAGCUGGAACCAAGCUGCAUGGAUCUAACCAGAGUCACCUCCUCCAGCACAGACAAUGGUCCCCUACUAUCAUGCAGAGGUUCCCCCAGUUGUACCCAAGUUCGAACCAACCGAGGAGGAAUUGGGUACCCUUCACGAAGCUGACCUGGUGCAAGCCGCUACGGAGAACUGACAGCACCAUCGACAAUCCGUCCAGUUAUACGGAAUGCCAGCGCAAGAUCUCCGAGACACGGGAGCCAUUCUCACCUUGGUCAAGUGACACCUGGUCCCAGAUGCCGCGCGAACCAGAGGUUCUGUAGUUGUACGGGUAGCAGGGGGAGCAGUACACCAGGUACCCACUGCGAGGGUCCACUUGAAUUGGGGUGCUGGAUCAGGUCUGAUUGAUGUGGGGUUGAUAAAGGAACUCCCAACAGAUGUCUUAGGGGAACGACCUAGGCCAGUUGACCUCCGUGUUCCUGCCAUUCCAGAUCACAGGCUCACAUCAGCAUUCAGCAUUUCUGACAAAUAUUAGUGUUUCAAAACAGUAAAACAUAUCACAGCGAUGAUAUUGUCAGUGAAAGUUUUUUUAAGUUUUUCACACACAAACAGCAAUUUCACUGAUGAAAUCAUUGUUGUGAUACGUUUUACCGUUUUGGAACACUAAUAUUUGUGUUCAGCAAUGUCUCCCGAGUAUAACAGUACCCUCAUGUAUAGGUUUUAUAGUGUUUUUGAAAGUUACAGGCAGGGCCGGCGCUACCGUUAGGCGAACUAGGCAUUUGCCUAGGGCGCCGGCCUGAUAGGGGUGCACACCGGGAUAUUUCCUGGUGGGCUCCCCCUAUCUUGAACCACAGCGCUGAGCGAGCGGCUCUAGAGCUGCUUCCCCCCCCUCAGCGCCGGGCUGCUCCGCCAGGCGCCCGAAGAUGGGGGCACCCAGAGGAGCCCUGUCACAAUAAGGCAGAGCAGGCACCUUCUUACCUUGAUUAAAAGUGCCUGCUCUGCCAUCAAAUGCCAGUGACCGGACGAGAUGGGUUGGAGUAGGCAGGUGGCGAGGGAGGCUCUUCUUGCAGCCUCUCACUCCUCCCUUACGCGCCCUCUGUGAUGCCGGAAUAUGACGUAAUUCCGGCCCCCGGCAUACUAAACGGCAGGCAGGAGAAGUGAGGAUCUGCCCCACUCUGGACUCCAGGGAGUUGAGUGUUUGUCAGUGAGUGAGUAUUUGUCUGUGUGUGUCUAUCAGUGAGUGCCUGUGUGUGUGUGUGUCAGUGAGUGAGUAUAUGUCUGUCAGUGAGUGUCUGUGCAUCAGCGAGUGAGUAUAUGUCUGUCAGUGUGUCUGUGUGUGUCUGUCAUUGAGUGAGUGUGUGAGUGUAUGUCUAUCAGUUAGUGUAUAUCUGUCAGUAUGUCUGUCAGUGAGUGUGUGUCUGUCAGUAAGUGUGCAUGUGUGUCUGUCAGUGAAUGUGUGUGUCUGUCAUUAAGUGUGUGUGUGUCUGUCAUUGAGUGAGUUUGUGAGUGUAUGUCUGUCAGUGAGUGUGUGUGUAUGUUAGUGAGUGAGUGCAUGUUUGUCAGUGAGUGUCUGAGUGAGUAUGUCUGUCAGUGAGUGAAUGUCUGUCAGUGAGUUUCUAUGUGUGUGUGUCGGUCAGUGAGUGAGUGUAUGUCGGUCAGUUAGUUUCUGUGUGUCAGAGUAUGUGUGUCUGUCAGUGAGUGUGUGACAUGAAGGGGCGGCAAAAUGGAUCUUUGCCUAGGGCGGCAGAAAUCCUUGCACCGGCCCUGGUUACAGGGUCAAAUAUAAGGCUUGACUUUCUGUUUUUUCACAUUGAAAUUUGACAGAUUGGUUAUGUUGUCUUUGAGAGCGUAUGGUAGCCCAGGAAUGAGAAUUACUCCCAUGAUGGCAUACCAUUUGCAAAAGAAGACAACCAAAGGUGUUGCAAAUGGGGUAUGUUCAGUCUUUUUUAGUAGCCACUUAGUCACAAACACUGGCCAAAGUUAGCAUUCAUAAUUGUUUUUUGGCCAGUGUUUGUGACUAAGUGGCUAAUAAAAAGGACUGGACAUACCCUUUAUUGAAUAUCCUGGGUUGUCUACAUUAAAAAAAUAUGUACAUGUGAGGUGAGAUUCAGAGAUUUCUGACAGAUAACAGUGUUACAAUGUCACUAUUGAUACAUUUUAAAAAUAUAUAUUUUGAAACCGCAAUGUCCUACUUGUACUUAUAGCCCUAUAACUUGCACACAAAAAAAAGCUAAGAACAUUGGGUAUUUCUAAACUCAGGACACAAUUUAGAAACUAUUUAGCACAGUUUUUUUGGUAGUUGUAGAUGCGUAACAGAUUUUGGAGGUCAAAGUUAGAAAACGUGUGGGUUUUGGGGGGGUUUUGUUAGGGAUCGACCGAUUAUCGGUUUUACCGAUAUAAUCGGCCGAUAUUCGGUAUUUUCAGCAAUAUCGGUAUCGGCCAAUUCAGAUACCGAUAUUGCCAAUAAUACCUCCUAGGACCGCCAGGCUCAUUACAAGCCCGGCGGUCCUGGGGGGAGCGGGCAUCAAGCACUUACUCACCUCCCAGCAGCUCCUCCAGCUCCCCAGUGUAACUCUCGCGAGACCUGCGGCCGUCAGAGCGUCGCUGGCCGCGAGAGUUGCACUGGGGAGCUGGAGGAGCUGCUGGGAGGUGAGUAAGUGCUUGAUGCCCGCUCCCCCCAGAGCUCAGCCAAUACCACUGGACCACCAGGGACUGUCAUAUCCCUGGUGGCCUGCUUGUUGCCUGGCCAGGGAGGGGGGACAAAAAAAAAAAAUUAAAUCUAAAAAAAAUAAUAAUAAUAAUUGUAACGGACCGUUUCUCUCACAAGAGGAUAAAAACCGUUUAGGCGAUAAUCCCCUUUCCCAUAGACCAGCAGCUACUGCAAUCACCAAUCUCUCUAACUCCAAACUGUACGAAUCCCCAACUCCCGAACAGGAAACACACGAACCCUGGAAGCAGACGAACAGGAAAAGCCCUAAGAACAGCUUACACUCCUGGCAAUCGGCAUACAGUCAAAUUCCCCCCAAGAAUGAGACGACACUUCACUUGGAGGGUUAAACAGGAACAACCCUGAUUUAUUCACACAACAGGCUUAUAAAGGAUUCUCCCAUGCAAGGGAGGGAUUCACAACAAUUACACAAUACACCAAUCACACAUGAGUUACCUCCCACAAUGCCUCACAAUCCCUCCCCUCUGGCCUGGAGAUAAUUGGGGAAGGAAUCUAAUUAUCUCUCAGGACAGAGGCAAAACUCCAUUACCCACAUGGCAGACAAAAAGACAGUAAAAGACAUAAAAUUACAUACUGAUACAUUUAGUACAUAAAACACACAUUUCUACACAUCCCCAGAUAGCUUUGAUCUGAGCGCACAUUAUUAGAUGAAUGGCACUCAGAUCACACGAAUAAGCCUUUCUGCAGGGAAAAUAAAUGGUUUAACCUGCCGGGCCAUAGUCCAAAGGGAGCAGGCGAGCAACCAGGCUUCUCCAGUUCACAGUGGCGAGGUUGGUUUCGCCACAAUAAUAAUUUAAUAAAAAAUGCCCCCUGACACACACUCCAUUAUAUACACAUACACUACACAAACACACUGUGUAUAUAAUGUGUGUAUAGUGUGUAUAUACAAUGCACACAAAUACACACACUGCAUUAUAUACACACACUAUACAAAAACACACUGCAUUAUAUACACAUUAUAUAUAAUGCAGUGUGUUUGUGCAGUGUGUGUAUAUAAUGCUGUGUGUGUGUAUAUAAUGCAGUGUGUUUGUAUAGUGUGUGUGUGUAUAUACAAUGCACACAAAUAUACACACUGCAUUAUAUACACACACUAUACAAACACACUGCAUUAUAUACACACACACUACACACAAACACUGCAUUAUAUACACACACUAUACAACCACAUACACACUCUGCAUUCAUUAUAUACACACACACACACUUUGCAUUUAGUAUAUACAGCAUUCACUUUAUGCACACUACACUAAUACACACUGCAUCCACUACACACACUCGACAAAUACACACUGCAUCCACUACACAAACACACAUUGCAUCCUCAACACACACUACACAAACACACAAUGCAUCCACUACACACACACGCACUACAGAAACACACACUGCAUCCACUACACAAACACACACAGCUCCCCUGUCUAAACACACUGCAUCCACUACAUGUGGCAUGUAUAUUUUGUGCAUUUACCUUUAGAAAUAGUUUUUAUUUUCCAAAAUGGUAAAUGUACAGAAUAUCGGCUAUCGGCCUGAAAGUUCACAGAAUAUCGGUAUCGGCUCUAAAAAAAUCAAUAUCGGUCGAUCCCUAGUUUUUGUCAUCAUAUUUUAUAAAAAAAUUUAUAGUAAAUUAUAUGAUAUGAUGAAAAUAAUGGUAUCUUAAAAAAGACCAUCUAAUGUCGAGAAAAAUGAUAUAUAAAUGUGUGAGUACAGUAAAUGAGUAAGAGGAAAAUUGCAGCUACACACAAACACCGCAGAAAUGUAAAAACAGCCCUGGUUCUUGACGGUAAGAACAUUGAAAAACGGCCUGGUCACUAAGGGGUUAAUCUGGAGCAAACCAGGUACUGGCAUCGAAGUAGUAAUUUAAACCAGAGGGAUCCAACAGUUUCUCUUCAGUUUUUAUUAAAUGUUUUAAAUCAGGCACACAUACUGUGGCCAUCCAGCACUGGCUGAAUAAGGUCACCUAGGUAAUUAUUUCAUCACAGCUGUUCUGGUUCUUAAAUAUUAAUAUAGCGUUGGGGUCUGGUAAAUGUCAAACGUUUAAAUAUUUUGCAUAUUUUCAAAUGUAGAGUGAUGGUUUUAAUAAGAUUUGUAUUCCGUACUUUUUAUAGAGUACUUAACCUGGAAGAGGGUCUUGAUGCCACGUCUACGUCUUGUUUAUUUCCCCUGUAUAAACAGCUUAGAGAUCUCUGGAAUUAAAUUGUUUAAGCAAUAUUUAGACUGUGGGUCUGGGUCAUGUAUGUACUCUGGUGAGCAAACAAUUUCCCUUAAAGCACAAUUAAUUUCAUUGCAUGUGGAUUUUGUGGGGGGGUUGUUUUAUUUUUUUUAUAAUUCUUUAUUUUGAUUGUGCAGAGAGGAACAAUAAAGCUUACAAUGCCACAACCACAGAGACAGGUGCACUCAUUUCAAAGUCUAACAUAGGCAUGACCUUGAGGAUCAUAACACAUAUUUUUGUUAAGUAAUAAUCAAUAAAACAGGAUAUGUUUCAGCAUGAGUUUGAAAAGUUGAAGAACAAGUAAUAAAAGAGUAAUGCAAUAAAACAUGCAAAUUUGUAAAGGAUUAGAGUGGGGUUUAGAGCGAGCUAUAUCAACGUAAAAACUAAGCCCGGUAUACUAUAAGACAGGAGUCCACCGUCAGUAUGUGAACAAGAUUGGGGCCUAUGCCAGCAAGAUUUUCAUAGCGAGCCAGGAAUUUGCUGGGGCCCCCAUACUCCUUCACCCGAUUCCCCGCUUUAGGUGACAGGUACGAGUGUUGCGGUGGACUCAGGUAUUCGCCGGAUAGUCUCUAUGCUUCCCCUUUGUGGAUAUUCAAGCGACCUUGGUGAGUAUAUUUAGGCAGCCGCAGGACAAGCCUUUGCCCCAUCAUACCUUUGGGCAUGGUGCGCUUCUUGGUCCGCUUUAUUGUAGGAGCUUUUGCCUUUUUUGAAGCCACGGACACCUUCAAAGGACAUCAAGGUGGGUAGGAACUUGGCUGUGGUGGUGCAGGUUGGUGCAACAUGUGCUCGAGCUGCAGCCAAAAGUUGUGGAAAAGCCUGUACAGCUGGGUGAUUAUAGCACCAGCAUCAGCAUUGGGGGUUGGGCGCCAUGUGGCCUCCGCUAUUGCAGGAGAGUGUUGCUGCGCGGCUCAGCGGGUCUUGGGUAUGCGUCUUGCCACGGUGCCGGUAAGUCAGCGGUGGGGACUGGGAUAACCCCUACCGGUCUGGAGGGGUGGGGGGAAUGGAACUUGCCACCCAACAAGCUGGUGCAGUUCCGCAGAUGAGGUUGGCAGCCACCAGAGGAGUAAAGUCCGCCGGGUGUCAAGAAUAAAGGCUAAAAAGCAGGAUUUGUGAGGAGCUCCUGUUCCAUGCGUUCCAGAUGAGAAGCAGAAGUCAGGGUUGGCAGUGGAGUAAUGAAGUCGGUAAAGCAGGCAGAGGUCAGAGUCCAGGAAAUCAGUCAGUAACGUAGCAAAGAACCGGCAGGAAACACCAAACAGGCAAAAUGACCAGAAACUAGGUUUCAGGCAGGGCUGGCUUUUACAGCCUGCUAAUUAGGUGCAGCUGACCCUAAUUGGUAAACAGCUGCAGGUGGUUCAGUGCUGCUUAAUCCAGGCAAGGAGGUGAAAAAGCAGAAUAAUGCAGACAGAAACUGAAGCCCCCUGGUGGAUGUCAUGGCAGAGAACCUGACUUGGAUGCUGGAUCAAACCCAGCCAGGUCUCUUAAAGGGGUAGUCACGCCUUGCUGUCUGCAGGGCUCGGGCUGAGCCAUGACAAAAUCAGUUAUGUAAUCUGUCAAAACCAGAGUCAAAAUACGAUGAAUGCAAAGAAUGAGUUAUAAAGAAGAAAAGACUUACAGAAAACAUAUGAUAUUCACCAGAAAACCUGAUGCAUGUUUUUUGAUUUGCUGUGGAUAGAAUUGUGAGAGAGUAAAGGUUACACCUUGUAUCAAUGUGAUUUCCUCUCGACCAUUUACUUGAACCUUCCCUAUGGUUUCCUGCAAAAAUCUCCUUGGACUUGCUUUUUUAUCUUUUGACAAAGAUCAAGUGUAGUGACCCACAAGAGAAAUGUGUAUGCUCUGGCCAGAAGGCUGAAGAAUUCUAUGAAGCCCCCAAUGAUUAAAUAACAUGCUGUGUAUGUUUUCACAUACACAGUGUAGAAAACUAGCACCAAUUAUUACAUUUUAUAACAUAUAAUAUAAUUUAAGUAUUUUUGGAAAUAAGCACUCUACUCAGCACACACCCUAUACCAAUGGAUGCCCCUUUACAGGGACACUUACUUGCGGCAGCACCACAAUUUAUAUUAAUAAAAAUAAAAAAAAUGACAGAUUAGGACCAAUUAUUUAUCUGGGUGGGAGAAGUAAGCUUACAUUUUUAAUUUUUUUUUUAAUUGGGGAAAUAACAUGCACCUGCUAUUGCCAAUGUCUGUCAAAAUUAAAAGAAGGAAAAAUAAAACAGUGUCUCUUUAAUUCUGUAAUAAAUUGGAGUACUGUAGAGCCCAUCCCCUUGAUGGAGAAACUUUUGUGAGAGCAAAUAGACAUGUUAAAAAUGUCUUAGCAGUUUUGCACAUGUCUGUUUUCCUUAUGGAAGGAAUUUCAAGGGACCUCCCAUUGACUUGCUAUUUGGGCACCAAAGUCAGCUGGAGUCAUGCAAUUGGCCUUUAUAUUGGGGUCAUCAUUGGCUCAGAAGUGGGGUUGCAGUGCCCACAAAAAAGAGAAGCAACCAUCUGGAAGAAGCAGAAUUAGAGCAGAAGCACCUGCCCAGUGUUCAAUGUAAGUAUAUAACAAUAUAUUUUUAUCUCCCACGAUAGCCUCAGUGUCUGCCGGAGUACUCUUUUAAGAAGAAAAAUUUUUACUUAACCCCUUAAGGACACAUGACAUGUGUGACAUGUCAUGAUUCCCUUUUAUUCCAGAAGUUUGGUCCUUAAGGGGUUAAUCUAGUAUCACAAUACAAUGUGUGCGUUUUCAUAGAGAGAUAGAUCUAGAUAGAAAGAAAAAUGUAGCUAGAGAGAGAGAUGGAUAUAUAUCUUGAAUCCCGGUCAGACCACGUUACCAGUAAGUGUCCCUGGACAAAACAUCUAACGAUAUAUACCCACCUCAAAAAUAUGAGGGUAACAUAGACAAAGAGCGUAAUGCUGGCUCGGAUGUCUCAUGGAUUAGCAAGGUCCAUGUCAGAUACUAGCGAACCAGGGCAAUCUGACUAAUGGGCUAUUGGAACAAAACUGGACAUGAAAUGAAAACCAAGUUCUGCUUGACUGCUACUACAACAGCAGAUCCAAUUAAACAUGCUACAUAAAAUGUAUGAGGGAACUACACUAACCCCAAACAGCUAGUUACACAACUUUGAACAUUGUCAUGAGGAGGCUAGUGUCACAACUGGAAUUAGAUGGACUUGCACAAACCUCAUACCACUGACAUAAGCCUUACAGUGGGUUGCCAUUCUGACUAUCCCCCAAGAUGGGAGAUGAUCAUAGAAAAGCUAGCAGUCCUUGACUAAAGGGCAAAGAUCACUGGAAAAUUGUCACCACAGUAUGCUAGCAGCAGUUAAUGAGGCACUGUCCACACUCUCAGUCAACACCAUCACAGAGACCAACAAUCUCAUGUACACCACUACAUAUAUGGUCCUCCUCCAAAUGCUUAACUACAAGCUGAAGGCUUAAAUAGAAAUAAUUCCCACAAGGGAGACUAAAACUGGAAGCAAAGAUAAAGGCAACACGUAUGGAGGUUUCUAAGCUGGAUCAACUUUAGAUGGAAAGAUCUACUAAGAAAAUAAAAGAGUAUGUAGGAACCAGUCGCCAUCACAGUAGGAGAUAUCCAACAACAAGUAGCCCACAUGAAAUGUUGGUCAGCCCCACGAGCUGUCAUGAUCUAGAUCUACUAGCUAAAGACACUAACAAUGCUGCAUGAACAUAUAAACCAGCUACUACCUAACACCAGAAAAUACGAAUCACAAUACCCUCACAAGUGAACAUCUUCUAACUACCGACCAAUCACCUGACUCUCCACAACAUGGAAGCUCCUGUCGGGCAUCAUAGCCUCCAAGAUCGAUGACAUAUGCGCUAAUACUCCGUAAUACUCAGAAGGGGAUUGGAAACAACACCAGAAGAUCAAAACACCAAUUUACACCAAGCACUCACAUGGGAUUGUAAGACCAGAUAGACCAAUCUGUGUACAACCUGGAUUGGCUUCAAGAAAGCCUAUGACACAAUGCUUGGCUCUAUACAAGAUCAGCAAAAUGCUAAGAGCCUUCAUCAAUAAGACCAAGACACGAGACACUCAUCCUAGCUGAAAGGUUGUAAAAUUCCACACUGCAGGACUGGGGCUGUAACUCUGGGUGCUGAGCAGAUUCUAAUAGUUUCAAUAGUUUCAUUCUGUAACGAUUGUUGCUUCUUUUAACUAUGGAGUCCUGCAUCCCACCAUCUUUAAACUUCACCAGCCACCACUACCACAUACGCUUUUUGGUUGACAUAGCAAAUAAUUAUUACACUACUUUUGAGAAGCUGCACCUCAACUUUUUAUUCCUGUCACAGAAUAAUGUCACAUUAUCACUAGUUCAAAAGAAUCCUCGUAGACAAGUGUUUGGUAUGAAUCGUGGCUCUUUUUGCCAGCAUAUCAUGCUGAUGUUCUGGUGUCCUUUUCUUUUCUGAGAAACGCCGCUAAGAAUAGAAUUGGUGCAGUGCCAGAUGUCCUCCUCUGCAUAGGCCCAACCUUCUGUCAACCUGGCAUGCCAGGGUGCUGUACUGUCACCCUCCGUUUCUGCAAAUUUUAACAUCUGACCUACUUGUCUCUUUGCAGAAAAGAUGGAAAUGCUGGACAAUAGAAAACUCAUAUCCUCAUCGGAGACUACCAGUGCCUGUCCCUUCUAUACCCCAGGAGUGAAAAUUAUGUUUGAACACUGCUUCUUAUUUCGAUAG